CGGAAAAAGGAAGUUAGCAAGCCAUUGUUGAGCAGAACGCCUGAGCGAUGUCUGUUUAUAAAGCUGAUGUCGGUGCAUUCAUUGCUGUUUGUCUUUCAUCCUCGACACAUUUAUAAGCUUAACGAAAGCCCACAAAGUAAGAACACCUCCGUGUCAAGUAGCUUAGCUUAGUUUAUGUGACAACAGAGCUAGGCUGCUGCCUGUUAGCAUCACACGGCUAGCAGACAGCUAACGUGAUUUUUAAUUGUGUGAAAAUGUGCAAAAUCCAAAAGCUGAAAACGUUGGUGAGGCAGCGACUAAAUGCUGCAGUGGAAGAGAUAUUAGUUGUAUUUGAAAGAACCAUAGAAGAGUACGACGAGGAACUUUCCCGAACCAAAGAGGAGAACGAGCGACAACGCAAACUGCUGGACAAUGUUCUCAAAAGCCAAGAACACGGCUCACGUGACGAAGUGGGGGACAUCCAGCAGGUGUCGGUGGAGAAGCCCCCCCACAUUAAAGAAGAAGAGGAGGAAGUGCGGGAGGCUGAUGUCACCAAGUUCGCAUUGACUGGGGUAUCUGUGAAGAAUGAAGAGGAGGAAGCUCAGUCCUCACAGCUUCAGGGCAACAGAGGGGUGGAGCCUCCAACUGGACACGUGACAGCAGAAGCUGGAGGAUCACAAACACAUGACAGUCUCGCCACUAAAGAACCCUUGGAGAGUAACAAGGACUCUAAAGGCGAUGCGAACAAACAGGUGAAGUGCUGUGAAUGUGGGAAAACAUUCAGUCAUAAGGGUCAUUUGACAGUACACAUGAGAACGCACACCGGAGAGAAACCUUUCUCAUGCUCCGUUUGCACCAAAAAAUUUAGCAGGAAGUCAGACAUGAAGUUACACAUGGCGACACACACCAGCGAGCAUCCCUUUAAAUGUUCCAUCUGCGCUAAAAGCUUCCCGGUCCAGAAAUAUUUGAGCAUACACGCGAGACGACACGUUGCAGAGAAACCUUCAGCUUCCUCGCUUUGUGCUAAAAUAUUUGCCACAAAAGCAGAGAUGGAAAGCUACAUGACAACAGAAGCAGACAGAGGCUCGCAGGGCGGCGGCAACUUGGCCCCGCUGUCAGACGUGGACGACAUCGUGUCACGCUCUUCUGAGACGGACCACAGCGACAAAGAACCUCCAAAGGACUCUGAAGGCGAGACGGGCCGCAAACGCUUUACGUGCUCCCAGUGUGGGAAGACAUUUGUCCGCAAGGGCGGUUUGACUCGUCACCUGAGGACACACACUGGGGAGAAACCUUUCAGCUGUUCCGUUUGCGCCAAAAGAUUUCCUACCAGGUCAAACAUGAAGGUUCACAUGGCAUUACACACCAACGAGAAACCUUUUAAAUGUUUAAUUUGUGCUAAAAGAUUCCCAUUGAGGAUCUAUCUGGUGAAACACAUGAUAAGACACUCCACAGAGAAACCUUUUCAUUGCCCAUUUUGCGCUAAAAGGUUUGCUACAAAAGCAGAAAUGGAAAGACACGUGGCGAUCCACACUGGGGACAGACCCUUUACGUGUUCGGUGUGUUCCAAAGGGUUCUUAAACAAGGGAGACAUGGUCGUCCACAUGAGGAGACACACUGGGGAGAAACCUUUCAACUGCAACUUGUGUGACAAAAGCUUCAUUAGUAAGGGCCUGCUUAAAAGACACAAGUGCACUGGGGACAUCCAGCAGGUGUUGGUGGGAAGCGAAGAUGAGGCUUUCUCUGAGCAGCAGGUGUGGAGCUCCAGUGUGAGGCUGCAGGAGCCACAGCGCCCCCAAAUUAAAGAAGAGGAAGUGUGGGAGCAGCUUGAAGGGCUGGAGGAGGCUGACGUCUCCAAGUUCACAUUGACUGGUGUGCCUGUGAAGAAUGAAGAGGAGGAAGCUCAGUCCUCACGGCUUCAGGACAACAGAGGGGCGGAGCCUCCAACUGGACACGUGACAGCAGAAGCUGGUGGAGGAUCACAAACAACGAGCAACUUUGCUCCACUGUCAGAUGCGGACAACACGCUGUCUCGCUCUCCUGAGACCGAUCCCAGCGACAACGCCAAACACCCUUUGGCAAGCAAGAAGGACUCCAGAGGUGAUAUAGGACAUCACGCUGACAGCGAGCGGGUGGAAUGUUCCGAAUGUGAGAGAACGUUUGUCCACAAAGGGGAUCUGAAAAGACACAUGAGAACGCACACUGGAGAGAAACCCUUUGCUUGCACAGUUUGUUCUAAAAGAUUUGCCAGAAAGUCAGACAUGAAGAUACACGUGGUCACUCACAUGGAAGAGAAACCCUUCAACUGUUCGACUUGUUCCAAAAGAUUCCCUUCGGAGAAAUCCCUGAUGACGCACAUGAGACGACACACCGCAGGGAAACACUUCGCUUGCUCCUUUUGUGCCAAACGAUUCAUUACCAAAACAGAAUUGGAAACCCACAGAAGAACACACACCGGGGAGAAACCAUUUUCUUGUUCAGUGUGCGCUAAGAGGUUCUCUCUAAAGGGAGACAUGGUGAGACACAUGCGAACACACACUGGGGAGAAACGUUUUCCCUGCUCCGUGUGCAUGAAGAACUUCUCCCGGAAGGAGGACAUGAGGAUACACAUGAGAACGCACACCGGAGAGAAACCGUUCAGUUGCAAUGUGUGUGAUAAAAGAUUUGCUUACCGGAAGCAGGUUAAGAAACACAAGUGUAUUGGUGACGCCACCGCAGUAAACCACGCCGCAGGACUGUCUGGCUUUCAGACGACUUCAUCCACAUGAUGGAUGCUUCAUUGUCAGCCACCAUGGAUGAUUAUCCAAUCACGUCAAUGAACAUUUCAUUUCAAGUCCAAACUUUUUCCAGCUAAGGCAGGUUUACACAUGAAAGAUGCCAACAUGCUAAGCUAGCUGAACAAAACAUCCGCAUCUCAGCUUUGUGGUAUAGCUGACAAAGCUAAAUAGUAUUUUAUAUCUUACAUAAUCAACUAAUUUCAUUUUGUACAAUAUGCACUUUGGACACCAGUCAUUGUUCAUAAAAUUCAGCUUAUCUCUGAGUGUGUUUAACUUGUUGUGGAAAGAAAGUAAGAUAAUUAAACAUGUUGCCAUGUGAGUUCUGCUCCAACUUUUCUUCUUUGGGAUUGGUAUAAAGGAAGUUGGAAGUUGUAAAAAGUGCAAGGACAAGGAAGCAUGAAAACACAGGUCUAUUUUUGGCAAAAUAAUCGUCAUUAACAGAUGAUGAUAUUGGAAGUACGAGCACCAACUACAGUGGAGAGACGGAGAAACGCGUUAUGGAUGUUUACACUUUCAUCCCUGACAAACUGGAUGAAAAACAGAUGAAACAGAGUCCUUGCCUCAACCUCGACAAGUGAAUGUGCUUGGUUGCUUUGGGAUACAGGAGAAAAAAAGGCCUCUUCUAGUUUUAGUCUGCACUCAAGCAGCAGCAUUUGGGAGCAGCUGACGGGUCUUCAUGGAGCAGCAAUGAAUCAAGCGUAUUGUCACAUCAAAUUUGCAGUACAUUGAAGUCUGUUGAAUUUUGUUUUUGUUUGUUUGUCGACAGUGGCGGACUAGGACAAAAAUUUGGCCCUGGACCUUGUGGUCAGAAAGGCUCACUACAGUCCACACACAGUACUCGUUAUUGUCAUUACACCUUCAAAUUCACUCAAAUAGCUCAUUGCAUGGUCACUCGAAUAGCAGGCCUUCUUGGCACAAACUCACAUAGCACAAUCGAGUUGUGCAACACUUAAAUAUGACAGGAAAAAAACUGGAAGAAGCAGACACACAAAAGGUGUGUUCUCGUAACUCUCUCACACAAACUUAACUUUCACUUUCUAGAGGGGUGUGGCCUUGUGGAUGUAGAGUCCAGCACUGUAACCAAAUAUAUUGCUCUUAUUUUUCCAUACAAUGCAAACACCUUUUCAAUUGUGUGAUCAUUGACGACCUGUCAGAUAGCAACACAGUCCAAAGAGGAGGGAAGAGAGGCUACAGAGGAGAAAUGGCUUUUACACCACCAUCAUGGUGGCGUAAUCACUUCAGUUAUUAAGGUUGCCUGAUGGGAAACAUGGUGACGUCACUCGUAGGGGGUAUCCUGACUCAACCAACCCAGGCUUUGUGCUCAAGAUACGGCUCAACAAAACCUAAAUUAUCCAGAAGUAACAGAAUUAAACGGUACUUCAACGCUGGUUAUCAACUUACUGGGUCAAGUCCGGUUCUCUGCUUUGUGCUAGUGCGCGUUCACGUAAAAGGGGGCGUUUGAUGUCAUAUUAUUUUACUUUAGCAGGGGUGGGCAAACUACAGCCUGGGGGCCACAUGCGGCCCGCCAAGCAUUUGAAUCUGGCCCGCCAGUUGCUUCCAAAGUAAUUAAACCUUUAACAUACAGUACAAGCUGGCAACAUGACUUGCUAGUAGUCAGAGUUAAUCUGAGACAACCUAUUGAUGGUUGAAGUAGCUUUUCACAUGCAGCGAUCCAGACAACUACCUCACCCACAGUGCCAAGCAAACACAAGUAAAGAAAUUGUGUCACACAACUUAACCUACCCACUGCACUGUCUGGGAAGUAAAAACGGAGGGACAUUCACAUGCUCUUUAACAGUCAAUGUUUUAGCAUUCAUAGUUCAUAUUGUAUAUCACAUCCUUUAUUCAAGAACAUUCCGGGUGUCUUAUUCAGUAAAAAAAAAAACUAUAAAAUGUAAUUUUAUUAUUUGAUAUGGUUUGAUAUUUAAAGCGCUCCUGAAAAAAAGGGACACAAGCACAUAUGUAUAUAACAGAUUGUAUGACACUACAGUAUACUGUAAGUUCAACUGGACUUACAUUAUAAUUAUAUAAUUAUAAGCAGAAAAUAGAGUGCAUGUGUCAAAUAUAUAGUCUGGCCCCCCGGCCAAUUUUGUUAACUCAGUGCGGCCAUGAGUCAAAAAGUUUGCCCACCCCUGGGUUAGAGUCAGUGAUGAGCAUGCAAGUCUACUACUAAAGACUCACUCGCCCUGUACAUACAACACUGAUCCCUUCAUUCACCGCCAUUUUAAAGUCAAAGCAUUCAUUAUACUCAUUAUGUAGAACAAAUAAGUACUAGGUCAACUGCGUUGCAUCAGUGUUCUCGAGGCUUGCUGUACCUCGUGAUGACCACUGGGUGGCAGCGUUGACAUGUUUUGUGGCAACUUUUUCCUUUUUGCUAAAAUAAGGACGUGUUUUCUUGCAGUUGAUUGAUGCCUCACAUUGCUUAUCCCUCCAGCAAAUGUAAUAUAAAAGUAUUCAAGUAUUCAUUGAGUAUUCAACAAGGACUGAUGUGACCAAUUCAUCUGCUAACGUUGGCGUAAUUAAUACAGACCUGA
Dunckerocampus dactyliophorus (ringed pipefish) is the source of this 5290-nucleotide messenger RNA. RefSeq names its product zinc finger protein 436-like. Gene Ontology annotation, molecular function: RNA polymerase II transcription regulatory region sequence-specific DNA binding; DNA-binding transcription factor activity, RNA polymerase II-specific. Gene Ontology annotation, cellular component: nucleus. The transcript is spliced from 3 exons. NCBI's taxonomy places the organism in Eukaryota, Metazoa, Chordata, Actinopteri, Syngnathiformes, Syngnathidae. Gene Ontology annotation, biological process: regulation of transcription by RNA polymerase II. The record is from RefSeq and is a predicted model, not a curated record. The coding region runs from base 255 to 2747 and encodes 830 amino acids.